CGAAGCGCAAACUCGAGUCAACAAGACACGACGAAGUUUCAGAGUCGCACUUACCAUCAUCAUCCACGAGGAGUACAGGAUCAUGAUGUCUCGAGGCAGCAGCAGCAGCAGCACGAGCUACUAUCGUCCGAGCACUUGCACGCCAAGAGCCGUCUCGCCGCCCCGCAAUUAUCGGCCCUGUCAUCUCAAGCUUCCCCAGCUUCUUGCUGCCGCCUCCAACGCGUUCAGCCAACGAUGCUCCGAGAUAGCCAAACGGAAAGCAAGCUGCAUCGAAGCACAUAACUUAUUCGCCCUAAUUUCAAGUCUCAUCAAGAUUUAACAAGAGCAACGAGAGAACACUUUAUACCUCCUGUCUCACUCGAUAGCCAUGUAUAAUUGAUUACAGACUAUCCGACAACCUCCUGGACAGGCUGCUGCAACAGCGCGCGAACAAGCCUCAGCGCGGGCGAGGAACCGUUUGUGCAAUCUCGGCGAAUAGGUAAAAUGGAUCAAAUGCCUUUAACAUGCAGAUCACAAUCAGGCUCGCCGUAUUACACAAAGUACCUGGAGGGAAAGGUCACGACGAUCCAAGAGAAGCAUCAGACUGUUUUAGCAGAAAACGCCAAUUUGAAUAACCAAUUGUCAAAAGCCACGGCUCGUACCCAAGAGCUCGAGGAAAAAGCCGCUCAGCUAGAGGAGGCUUUACGCAGAGAAAAACAACAGUCUCACGUCGCACUCCACCAUCGCGCAGUCAACACAGCGGGGGUCGCAUCUUCGCUCGAGGCGAGCACGUCGACGAUGGCUCAGAGCUUCGUCGAUCGCUCGAUUCAGACGAUCUCGCUCGAAGAAGUGCAGCAGACGGUAGUCGAUUGCAGCAACGCGGAUGACGCGGACCUCAUCUCUAUCAGCAAAUCUGAGCUGGACGCUCUAGAAAACGACAUGAAAUCACUGCGAGACGCGGUGAGGGCCAAGGAGGAAUUGUGGGACCAGGCAGUCGCUCGCGAGCAAAGCUACCGGGAACAUUUGGCCAGACUCUCCGUCGAAUUAAUCACCAUCCGUCAGUUGUCGGAUUCACGCUUAGAUGAGCUGCAGAGAGUCGAGAAGAAAUUAACGGCAAAUAAUGACGAGUUACGAGCGACACAAAAAGACUUGGCCUUAGCAAAGAAGGCAAUAGUAAAAUUACAGAAACGUCAAAGACAAGCCGAAGGCAGCGGUAUCAAUCAGGAGCAGCCAAGCGAUGAUCUCGAGAAUAAGCAGCAGCUAAACCCGCAGGUCCAGAGUCCGUUGGCUAAACAACGGAGUCCCAAAAAGAUGCAUCAAGUACAGGUGAAAGAUGCUAGAUGCACAGCGCCGAUCCAACAACGUCAUCGGCCUCGUGAUUACUCGCCGAGGAUCGAGACGAUGCGGACAAAGGAGACCAACGUCGACAAGGACUUCAAGGACUUGCGGGUUUGAUUUUGUAGAAGAGGGCUUACGUCGACUUGAGCAAAUUAAGAGGAUGACGCCUUUCUGUAUUAAGACCAAAAUUAAUGGGGCGUUUCUCAGAUUCCGAAAUUUUGUUUCGAAUUAUUAUUAUUUUUUAUUUUAUCAGAGUUGAUUGUUUCAAAUUGUUUUUACUAUACUUUGAUUAUUUAUUCUAUUAACUAACGCGGUACUGCUACAAACUUCUGUGACUAUACAGAAGAAACUGCAAAUUGUUAACUUAUUGAGCAAGUAUUUCUUGGUUAUACUUGCAUUGCUUUGAAUGUUUCUUCUCGAACUACUUUUAAUAAACUUUUGUAAAAGGUACAAAUUCUAAAUAUCAAAUA
This is a messenger RNA of Nasonia vitripennis (jewel wasp), 1787 nucleotides long. RefSeq names its product myosin-2 heavy chain-like. The record is from RefSeq and is a predicted model, not a curated record. The coding region runs from base 484 to 1434 and encodes 316 amino acids. NCBI's taxonomy places the organism in Eukaryota, Metazoa, Arthropoda, Insecta, Hymenoptera, Pteromalidae. The transcript has 8 exons.